This is a messenger RNA of Nothobranchius furzeri (turquoise killifish), 5550 nucleotides long. The record is from RefSeq and is a predicted model, not a curated record. NCBI's taxonomy places the organism in Eukaryota, Metazoa, Chordata, Actinopteri, Cyprinodontiformes, Nothobranchiidae.
ACCUCUGUUCAUGCAGGUAACGAUGCUGCUGCUGCUGAUGAUGAUGAUGCUGAGGCUGAUGAUAAUGGUGGUGGUCAUGAUGACGAUGAUGGUGAUCGGAGCAGCUAAACCGCAGCGCUCUGAUCUGCGCACCGCGUUCUGUUUGCGUUUUUCUGUGCUGGGGCAUGCGUGCGUGUCGUUUCAGAUCCAUGCAUGUAGAGAAAACUACGUAGGGAAUUCCCACCGCGAGGCUCGGUGCGCACAGACCGAGCAGAACCGAGCCAACCUGGAGACGAACUCUUAUGUAACGGGAUUUCGCUGACGCGGUUCUGCAGGAGCGGGAUUUACCUCCGUGUCCUUUUCCUCCGAGAUGCUGGAAGUGGCCCGUGAUCGAUCAUCUCCUACAGACUGGAAUCGAUCUUCAGAUCAGUUUGUGGUCAGGACCGAGACGCAUUCCCUUCGUGUUCGUUGGUUCUGUUUAAUUUGAUUUUAGGAAAACUAAAUGUGCAAACGCAGCUGCUCUGGAGAAGGAACGCGUCUGAGCUUCUCCCACUUGAUGUUACCUGAUGGAUGUUCCACAGCUGCUGAUGAGAAAGAAGGUCUGAAAGUUGUGGAUAAAUAAGAGUCAUGUUUUAUUUUCUAACUUAAGAGGAUGGAUCUCCUGGAUCAUAGAACCGGGACUGUCUCAGCUGCUGGACAACUUCGACUUGGGCAGAGCCCCAAAGGGAUCCCACUGGGAGCUCGUGCAGAGAGAGAAAUCUUUUAGAGAUUUUUGUUGGUUCUUCACACCAACUCAAAACUUCACCAGCAAGAUGUGCCAUCCUUUUGAGAACCAGCUAACACAAACGUUUCUUUCUAUGCCUUCAUCUCCUUGGCUUCUGUUUUCCCAUUCUUGACUCUUCAUCAGCUGCACAACAUGCGUCCUUCCCUCGCCACAGCUGUCCUACCAGCCAGGACCCGAUCCCACAAUCCACCCAACCUGGCCGUUGGAGGCCGUGAACACCUAUCAGCUCCUCGUAGGCGCAGCCCCAACCUGAGGCACACCCUCAGUCCUGAAAACCUGCGGACACUGACAGAGAGGAGCGGGUCAGCCGAUGGGGGUUCUGUUGUCAGUAGUCCUAUUGGACUCACACGUGCUAACAGUGACACGGACCUGCUGACCUCCCAGAGCCGCUCUUCGCUCACUGCGUCCACUCUGGAGUACACCUUGAACCGGGGCCAGAAUCUCGUCAUCUCCUGGGACAUCAAGGAGGAAGUGGAUGCCACUGACUGGAUUGGGCUGUAUCACAUAGACGAAACCAGCCCCUCCAACGUGUGGGACUGUAAGAACAGGGGGGUCAAUGGCACUCAGAAGGGUCAGAUCGUUUGGCGGCUGGAGCCGGGGCCUUAUUUUACAGAGUCUGAAACUAAGAUUUGUUUUAAGUACUACCACGGCGUGAGCGGCGCCCUUAGAGCAACGACCGCCUGCAUCACUGUGAAGAAUCCAGCUGUUCUGUUGGAGGGGCUGGCAGAGCAGGUGGGAGUCGAACAUCCUCGAAAACUGAUCAGCUUCACUUUAACAGAUCUGCGAGCCACCGGCUUGAAGAAGGGAAUGUUUUUUAAUCCUGACCCUUACCUGAAGAUGUCCAUCCACCCGGGGAAGAGGAACGUCUUCCCUGUCUUCAGCCAUCAUGGACAGGAGAGACGAUCAGCCAUCAUCGCUAACACCAUCAACCCCGUGUGGCACGGAGAGAAAUACACCUUUGUGGCGCUGAUGACUGACAUCCUCUACAUCGAAGUGAAGGACAAGUUUGCAAAAAGUCGGCCGAUCAUCAAACGCUUCCUUGGUCAGCUCACCAUCCCGGUGCAGCGGCUGAUUGAGAAAAUCCCAGGAGUUCAGCCUGUGAGUUUCUCUUUGUGUCGGCGUUUACCAACUGAACACGUGAGCGGACAGCUGCAGUUCAAAGUUGAGCUGACGUCGACGGGGCCUGAUGGUGCUUCUCCUGACUCCAUCAUUGGCCUCUCCUCUUUGAACGGAGCUCCAGGAACUCCAUCGGAUGAUGAGGACUUGCCCCAUCCUCUACCAGGUGUGGUCUCUGCAGAGGCCUGUCCGACUGGAUCCCAAGGCUCCCAAGGGAUGUGGGAGGGUGGGGCCACAGCCUUACCAGAAAAAAGCCUGCCAGCGGUCAGAGCCAAGGCCAGAUUCAUGGAACCUGAAAUAGUUUCUGACCAGACAAUGUUCCAGAGGUCCCUCAGUGAGGGGCUGGAUGCUAUCGAAGCGCCCAAAGGUCCUGGUGAAAGACCUCUGGGUGCCGCCUCUCCUAAACUGUGUUCCAGUUUCCCAACACACACCAGGCUGAGCUCUAUGAUGCAUAUCGACUCAGAUGAAGAUGAGGAGAGGUCCGUGAUGAAUGACUUACCCCCGAUGCCUUUGUCACCACUGCUGAUGAACGGAGAGCCUCUCUAUGUUGGAAGCCUGGAUGAGGAUGACCCAUUUCCUGAACUCCCGGAGCGCUUGGUACAGGAGGAGGAGCCUGUCGGUGCUAUGAUGGAGGAAGGACCAUCGGAAGCAGAAGUGGUUCUGGGUUUAGAUCCAGAUCUGGAUUUGGAUGUCAAUCUGGAAGCAGAUGUUUUUCUAGAGGUAGAGGAGGAGACUCUUUUUACUGAGGCCAUUACCCAUAAUCCUGUUCCAGAGACUACGGAGGUAACUGAACAAGGAAGCGUGCCUGGUGAGGACGUCUCAUCGGAGAUCGACACCUGCUCCAUGGCAACAGCGCCUCAGACAGUUUUCUCAUCAUCAGAGAGCUGUCCAACCACGCUGGCCGCUGCUGCGGAAGCAGAGGAAGGAGCAGCGAUGGCCAUAGAUCCAGGGGGAGAUGCAGACCCGGGUCCUCCUCCAACCACUCUCGCUUUAGAUGGCGAUGACGAUGCUAUCAAGAAUGAAGGAGAAGCUCCACCUGCCAGUGAGCAGAUAGAGGAGCUCAGUAUGAGGAGGCGGAGCCUCCAGGCAACAGGGGGUGGGACUGAAGAACAGGAAGGGGAGGGGUCAAAAAGAGAGGAGGUGUGCUCUAUGGAAUCAGAGCAAGUCACCAUGGAAACAGACGGGGAGGAAGGAGCUCACGUUAAUGGUCACCCUGUACGCUCACUCCCCUCGGUGCGCCAUGACAUCCAUCGGUACCAGCGUGUGGACGAGCCGCUGCCUCCCAACUGGGAGGCUCGGAUCGACAGCCAUGGGAGGAUCUUCUUUGUGGAUCACGUGAACAGGACCACCACAUGGCAGCGUCCCACCGGACCCCCCGCCCCGCAGGGCCUGACCCGCUCCAACUCCAUUCAGCAGAUGGAGCAGCUCAACCGCAGAUACCAGAGCAUCAGGAGGACUAUCACCAACAGCGAUCGGUCAGAGGAGAGCUCACCUGACCUCCUGUCUGAACCAGAGAGUGACCUGAUGCCUCAUUCCAUUUCUGAUUACCGUCGGGAAGGUGCCAUCACCCACUCCAGCGGCCGCUUACGACUCUCCCUACUGCUUCAAUCCCCCAGCGCCAAGUUCCUGUGCAGCCCUGACUUCUUCACCGUGCUGCAUUCAAACCCCAGUGCCUAUCGAAUGUUUACGAGUAACACCUGCCUGAAGCACAUGAUCAGUAAGGUGCGCCGAGACGCUCACUACUUUGAGCGCUACCAGCACAACCGGGACCUCGUCACCUUCCUCAACAUGUUCUCCAACAAGCAGCUGGAGCUGCCUCGGGGCUGGGAGAUGAAGCACGAUCAUACUGGGAAGCCCUUCUUUGUGGAUCACAAUUGUCGCUCGACGACCUUCAUCGACCCCCGCCUGCCCCUCCAGAGCUCUCGAUACACUGGGCUGCUGGCUCAUCGCCAACAUCUUAGCCGCCAGAGAAGCCACAGUGCUGGAGAGGUGGUGGAUGACUCUCGUCAAAGCAACCCACCUGUGAUGCCCCGCCCCUCCAGCACCUUCAGCGGCUCCAGUCGAAGCCCGUACAACGACGCGGUGCCAGUCGCAUACAAUGAUAAGAUAGUGGCGUUUCUACGGCAACCCAACAUCUUUGAGGUCCUGCAGGAAAGGCAGCCUGAACUUGCCAGGAACCAUUCACUCAAAGAGAAGGUCCAGUUCAUUCGCAGUGAGGGAGUCAACGGGCUGGCUCGUCUCUCCAGUGACGCGGACCUCGUCAUGCUGCUCAGUUUAUUUGAGGAGGAGGUGAUGUCAUACGUGCCCCCGUUACUCCACCCUGGUUUCUGCCUCUCUUCUCCUCAGAGCUCCCCUGGAACCCAGAGAGCAAAUGCCCGAGCUCCUGCUCCCUAUAAACGGGAUUUUGAAGCAAAACUGAGGAAUUUCUAUCGAAAGCUGGAGACUAAGGGUUAUGGCCAAGGUCCUGGGAAAGUCAAACUCAUCAUCCGCAGAGACCAUCUGCUGGAGGACGCCUUCAACCAGAUCAUGUGCUACUCCCGAAAAGACCUACAGAGGAGUAAACUCUACAUCAGCUUUGUAGGCGAGGAUGGACUGGACUACAGCGGACCUUCCAGAGAGUUCUUCUUUUUGGUAUCCAGAGAACUUUUCAACCCGUACUAUGGCCUGUUUGAGUACUCAGCCAACGACACGUACACGGUCCAGAUCAGCCCCAUGUCAGCGUUUGUGGAUAACCACCAUGAAUGGUUUCGCUUCAGCGGGCGAAUCCUGGGUCUGGCUCUCGUUCACCAGUACCUGCUGGAUGCCUUCUUUACUCGCCCAUUCUACAAAGGUCUUCUUCGCAUUCCGUGUGAUCUGAGUGACCUGGAGUUCCUUGAUGAGGAGUUUCAUCAGAGCCUCCAGUGGAUGAAGGACAAUGACAUUGAAGACAUGCUGGACCUUACCUUCACUGUAAAUGAGGAGGUCUUUGGACAGAUCACAGAGAGGGAGCUGAAGCCAGGCGGGGCCGGCAUCCCCGUGUCGGAGAAGAACAAGAAGGAGUACAUCGAGCGAAUGGUGAAGUGGCGCAUAGAGCGAGGAGUGGCCCAGCAGACCGAGAGCCUCGUCCGAGGCUUUUAUGAGGUGGUGGAUGUACGGCUGGUGUCUGUGUUUGAUGCCAGGGAGCUGGAGCUGGUGAUUGCAGGCACUGCAGAGAUCGACUUGGCUGACUGGAGGAACAACACGGAGUACAGAGGAGGUUACCAUGACAACCACAUAGUGAUUCGCUGGUUCUGGGUGGCUGUGGAGAGAUUCAACAAUGAGCAGAGGCUGCGGCUGCUGCAGUUUGUGACGGGCACCUCCAGCAUUCCUUAUGAGGGUUUUGCAUCUUUACGAGGUAGCAACGGACCUCGCAGGUUCUGUGUGGAAAAGUGGGGAAAGAUCACCUCCUUACCCAGGGCUCACACUUGCUUCAAUCGUCUAGACCUCCCUCCCUACCCAUCCUUCUCAAAGCUCUACGAGAAGCUGGUAACUGCUGUGGAGGAAACGAGCACUUUUGGCUUGGAGUAACCUCGGAUCAUCCUGAGAGAACCAUCUGGAGGAGAUCAGGAACGAUGAAGCUGAAAUCCUCACAAAGCUACUGGCUCCUCGGGAAUAACUUUUGUUCCAGCUUUUCCAUCUUGCUCCGAUUCUUU